Striga hermonthica is the source of this 1176-nucleotide messenger RNA. The record is from the annotation of a GenBank genome assembly. Lineage: Eukaryota; Viridiplantae; Streptophyta; Magnoliopsida; Lamiales; Orobanchaceae.
AUGGCGGCGGCUGCCCCUACCAAUUUCUCUACCUCCGCUACGGCCUCCUCAUCCAAAGCCUUAACACAUCCUGCUCGAGUGCCGACAAGAUCCUUGAGCUUCCUAUCAUCCUCCUUUUCUCCUAAGCUGCUGUGGGUUGCCGCUGGUUCCCGCGCCGCUCCCGCCUCUGGAUCUGCUAUGGCGGUUCGCAUGGUUUCGACCCCCGCCAUCAAGCCCCCGGCAUCCCUGGAUUUCGACACAUCUCUGUUCACAAAGGAGAAAAUCAACCUAGCCGGUCACGAUGAGUUCAUUGUAAGAGGAGGAAGAAACUUGUUUAAAAUGUUGCCAGAUGCGUUCAAGGGUAUAAAGCAGAUUGGAGUGAUCGGUUGGGGCUCACAGUCCUUAUUCAGAAGGUACACUGAAAAUGGCAUGAGUGAGGAUCUUGCUUACAGGAACACUGUGGAGAGUAUUACAGGAAUAAUAUCUAAGACCAUAUCAACAAAGGGCAUGCUGGCCGUCUAUAAUGCACUAAGUGAAGAUGGAAAGAAAGAAUUCGAAGCAGCUUAUAGUGCUUCUUAUUAUCCAUGUAUGGAUAUCCUAUAUGAGUGCUAUGAAGAUGUUGCCAGUGGCAGUGAGAUAAGGAGUGUUGUCCUUGCUGGCCGUCGUUUUUAUGAAAAGGAAGGUUUGCCAGCUUUCCCAAUGGGCAAAAUUGAUCAGACACGAAUGUGGAAAGUAGGUGAACGAGUUCGAGCGACACGUCCCGCUGGUGACUUGGGACCUCUGUACCCUUUCACUGCAGGGGUUUUUGUGGCCCUAAUGAUGGCCCAGAUUGAGAUUUUGAGGAAGAAGGGCCACUCUUACUCGGAGAUUAUAAACGAGAGCGUGAUUGAGUCUGUGGAUUCGUUGAAUCCAUUCAUGCAUGCCCGAGGUGUUUCCUUUAUGGUCGACAACUGUUCCACAACGGCCCGACUGGGAUCAAGGAAGUGGGCCCCAAGAUUUGACUACAUUCUCACCCAGCAGGCUCUGGUUGCCGUGGAUAAUGCUGCUCCUAUCAAUCGGGAUCUCAUCAGCAACUUCCUUUCAGAUCCUGUGCAUGGGGCCAUUGAAGUAUGUGCCGAGCUGAGGCCAACCGUCGAUAUCUCUGUGCCCCCGGAUGCCGAUUUUGUCCGUCCGGAGCUCAGACAAUCUGGCAACUGA